UUACAAUUCGAACAAUUUGAAUCCGUCUGCUAUCAUAUGGAAACGGUUCACCAUCGUCUGAUAUGGACGAGAACUGUCAAAAACAAAAUUCAAGCAUGGUAUUUUUCGACCAAAAGUCAAUCACAAGUCAGAGAUUAGACGAAAAAAAAUUCCAGUGUAUGAGGCACUCUGGAACCGGUAAAUUAGAAUUAAACGUUGAAUAAAUAAAUUGAGUCGUAAAUAAAUAGUGUUAAAUAUGAGUCUUACAAUUGAUCAACAACGGCAACGUGUCGAACAAGAAAUGACCCGGAUGGUCGAUGACUUGGAUCGCUCCACAUUACGAAAGAUGCAGGGUGAAAUGCAUUUGUGUGCGGCCAAAUGUUGUGACGAUAAAAACGGUAGCAUUGACGCGGUGCAGGGAUGCAUAGAACGGUGUUCGGCACCAGUCAAUCGUGCACAGCAAUACGUACAGAAGGAGCUUGGCGAGUAUCAAGGACGUUUGCAACGCUGUGUCAUGCAAUGCAACGAUGACAUCAAAUUAGAAAUGCCACCAAAUCCAACCGAAGAUGAAAUCUCCAAAUACACAAACAAAUUCGAACGAUGUGCCGUAUCGUGUGUGGACAAAAAUAUCGAACUGUUGCCCAAACUCUUCAAAACAAUUAAGACUGUUCUUGCAAAGGGACCACCAAAUUUACCAAAUUAAUUUUGCUAUAGAUUCCAAUUUAUUGCUGAAGAUUGCAGCAAACAAAUAUUGUAAUGACUAAAUAGACUAGUUCAAGAUGUUAAUGAAUAAAAAUGAACAAAAUCGUUGCCAGAAAA
Sitodiplosis mosellana (orange wheat blossom midge) is the source of this 798-nucleotide messenger RNA. RefSeq names its product protein FAM136A. Lineage: Eukaryota; Metazoa; Arthropoda; Insecta; Diptera; Cecidomyiidae. Gene Ontology annotation, cellular component: cytoplasm. The coding region runs from base 236 to 682 and encodes 148 amino acids. The record is from RefSeq and is a predicted model, not a curated record. The transcript is spliced from 3 exons.